AUGUCGGGAGGGACCGGUGAUAAUACUGUAUCAGUGAUGACUGAGGAGAUACAAGAAAAGAUUUCCGAGGAAGUCGGAAAGGCCCUUGAAGCUAGCCUACCGGGAUUUAUGGAAAGGUUACAAAACACAAUACUCUCGAUCGUUGAGGAGAGGAUAAAUGAACUGAAGGAGGAUCUUAUCCAUGAAAGAGGUAAGGUCAAGGAAAAGAAAGGUUGUCCCUACAACAAAUUCAUGGCAUGUAAACCCCUAAUUUAUAAUGGAAAGGUAGAUCCAAUUGCUUGUCAAAGAUGGAUAAGCGACAUUGAAGGUGUCUUUGAACGAACACAUUGUGAUGUGAGCGAUUUUGUGGCCUACGAAACCGGCCAACUAAGAGGUCAAGCCAAAGAUUGGUGGGACAACCUUAGAAAUGAAAAAGGGGAUGAAGCUACGCGGGCUAUGACAUGGGAGGAUUUCAAAACACCUUUCCUCAAACAUCAUAGCCCAAAAGCGACCGAGGAGCAAAAGAUAUACUACUAUCACAAUAUACUCAGGGCUGAAUAUAGGGAGUUCGUGACUCCCUCAAAUUAUGAAAACCUCACUGAUAUAAUUAAUGCUGCGCGGGAGCGCGAGAUUGAACUGAAAAAGCAAAUCGAAAUAGGAGAAAGGAGGGCGUUGGCUGCAAACCCAAGCCCCACAAAGAAGCCGAAGGUAACUAAACCUUCAAGGAAAGGAAAUGUGAAAGAAGGAUCUCCGAGCUGUGAAAUAUGUGGACGUGCCCAUCGGGGCAAAUGUUUUUAUAAAGACAAACCAUGUGUCUUAUGUGGGAAAAUGGGGCAUGGGGUUUCAAAUUGCCCCGAUAAGGUGACGGUGUGUUAUAAGUUCUAUCAAUCGGGUCAUAAGAAAUCGGAGUGCCCGAAAUUAACGGGAAAGAAAGAGGGCGUUGGCUCAAAGAUUGAAAACCCCAAAGCCAAAAGCAAGAUCUUUCCACAUCAUUGCUGCUGA
Helianthus annuus (common sunflower) is the source of this 981-nucleotide messenger RNA. RefSeq lists its product as uncharacterized. The coding region runs from base 1 to 981 and encodes 326 amino acids. Gene Ontology annotation, molecular function: zinc ion binding; nucleic acid binding. Lineage: Eukaryota; Viridiplantae; Streptophyta; Magnoliopsida; Asterales; Asteraceae. The transcript is spliced from 2 exons. The record is from RefSeq and is a predicted model, not a curated record.